AUGGGAAACAUGGAUGGCAUUUGCUGCUUUGUAUCAGUCCCUAUGUCAGCGGAAUUACGUGAGCGUCUUAGUGGAUCCAAAUACGGUCUCCAUAAUGCAUUGUUCUUUGUUGAAGACUCUGUUGGUGAUGUUGACCGCGAAACCUAUAUGGCAUCCAUCCACUACGACGACAUGACCUACGCCAUAUGCGAUCAGGAGACAAUCAAUAAUAAUACCGUUAUCUUUGUCGACCGGGAAACAAAGAAUACCUUCAAGUGUACAACACAAUCGGCUGCUUUGAUUGCAGUCAAUCUAGCAUUAGGCAAUGUCGGCUUCGAAGAAUACCAAGAUGAGGCUGAUUCCAAUCAAGGGAUAGUUGACUUUCCAGAAGAGUACUUUUAA
This is a messenger RNA of Lichtheimia ornata, 381 nucleotides long. RefSeq lists its product as uncharacterized. The coding region runs from base 1 to 381 and encodes 126 amino acids. The record is from RefSeq and is a predicted model, not a curated record. NCBI's taxonomy places the organism in Eukaryota, Fungi, Mucoromycota, Mucoromycetes, Mucorales, Lichtheimiaceae. The transcript has a single exon.